GAGUGCACUCUUAAGGGCUAAGAACGCACGGGCGAAGCCGAGUGAAGCGUCAACCUCGCCUGCUGGGAGCGUACCGGCAAAGCCUACGGAAUCGCCACCACGAACCAUCAAUUUGAUCAGGCCCACACGGAAGGAAGGUUUGGAAGCAGCGAAGCCGAAAGAGAUGCCGAAAGAGAUGCCGUCGCCAGGAUCUGAAAUAGCCACAGCCGAAUCCGAAGCACCUUCAGCAUCGUUAACUACAGCCGAGGUUGAAAAAGAGAAACCGUCUUCAACCAGAACUCCCGCCGCUAAUGAAGAGAAACCACCGUCCUCCGCGAUCACCAACCACUCGACCAAGCGUGAAAGGUUGUCGUCAACAAGAGCCAAGACCGUUUUCGCGGUACUGGACAAACCAGAGCCCACUACAAACGCUGCUCCGGACGCACACCGUGGACCUCAGGCAUCCGCGGUCACUACAACGGGGACGACACCAAGCGAAAUACCGGGACCAUCAACCGAUACCCCCGUUACACAAUCAAAAGGACUGGCCCUGCCCACGGCAGAGACAAUCACGUCCAAAUCGAAAGAGCCACUGACUUCGUAUUCCACUGCGCGAACUCUUACGAUGGACGUCGAGCGAUCGUCUGGCCUCACGGAGUCCCCGGUACAGAGCCUGUUCAUCUUCGGCCACGGCGGCUUCCAGCGCGUGGUGCUCGUCUUCGCUUGCGUGGCCGUGUUCGUGUCCUAUUCGCAGAGCUUCCUGCUGGUUGUGGAGUCGCACCCCGUGAAGUACUGGUGCGAAACGAACCCGCGACCCGCCUCCGGUUCGGCUGAAUCUCCCGUCAGUUCGAGGCACGCCAGCGUGCCGCCGUACGCCAACGACAGCUACGGCGAGUGCACACAUUUCGACCCUGCCCCGAUGAACGGCACAGACAACUCGACGAAGGUGCCAUGCGACCACUGGGAGUACGACAAAAGCCAGUCAAGGUCGACCAUUGUCGCCGAGUGGGACCUUGUAUGCCAGCGGAGUCGGUUGAAACAUCUCAUCUGGGCCACGUUCAUGACGGGAGGCGCCGUGGCCGUUCCCACGAUGGGCCUCACAGCGGACGUCGUGGGAAGGCGACCAGUGUUGAUAGCCGCCGCGCUCCUGCUUCUGCUGUCCGGAUCGGGAGUCUGCCUCUGUGAAUCGCUGCUAUGGUUUACGGUGCUGCGGUUCCUGUCAGGCGCAUCGACCGGAGCACUAGACGUCAUUUCCACGGUGCUGCUGUUCGAGUCCACACCGGCAGGUCCCAGAGGAGCUUUCGUGGCUGCCUCCGUGAGUCUGGCCACGUGCCUCUCUCCCGUGUUCGUCGCAACAGUGAGCGCUGUGUUCCCGACAUGGCGGAUGCUGCACGCUGUGCUACUUGUACCGGCACUCUUGCUAGCGUGCCUGGUCUUCACGAUCGAGGAGUCACCCCAUUGGUGUCUCUACAACAACAAGUUCGACGAUGCCGAGCGCGUCGCCUUGUGGGCCGCUCGGCUGAAUCUCGAGGAUCCGGAUCUUGUCCGCGACCGACUCGAGCGGAUACGCAAGGAGGCGGAGUUCCUCGGUGAGCAGGCUGUGUUGCGGUAUCCGAGGCUUCUGCGGUACAUCGCGUCGGCGCCAGUGCGGUCCCGGUGCUUCGCCCUGUUCGGGUGCUGGUUCUUCGUGUACAUCGCCUACUACGCGAGGGACUACUGGAAGCUCGGACCGUGGAUCCAGGCAGCCCAGUGGUUCGUGGUGACCGGCAAUUUCCCGGCCAUGGCUUUCGCCUACGCAUUGACGCGGCGGCACGGCGGCCAGCGCUGCGCUGUACCUGUGCUGGCCGCGUGCUCCCUGAUGUCGGCGUUGCAGUCGGUCCUUGUGGCCCUGGGCGGCCGGUCGUCCCUGCUUCUCGCCUACUGUAGCUCCGUGAUCAUUCUCAACGUCGCCUACGUUGCCCUGGUGGUGCACACCGUCGACGCGUUCCCUACACCGGUGCGAAGCCUGGGCUACUCCGGUGCAUUCAUGUCCGGCCGCGUUGGAGCCAUGAUGGGCACGAUGUUCCGCGACUUCGAAUCCAUGCCCCUGCCCGCCAAUGUGCUGCCGACGGCGGUGACGUCGCUGGGUCUUCUGGCCUUUGCGGCGUCAGCGAUGCUAGUGCCACACACUCCGAAAGAUUUAUUCGCGGGAGACGCCUCACCGUUUGUUCGGGACCAGCCGGUAGACCCGAUGCUGUCUAUCGAUAGCCCGAUGUCGUGGAGGGUGCACAGGAGGGUGUCCCCACAGCAUUCGCCGACUAACGAGCGUGAAUGAAUGUUCCUAAUCGGCUCGCCAUGGACAC
Rhipicephalus sanguineus (brown dog tick) is the source of this 2321-nucleotide messenger RNA. Its product is annotated as solute carrier family 22 member 8. Lineage: Eukaryota; Metazoa; Arthropoda; Arachnida; Ixodida; Ixodidae. Bases 164 to 2293 code for a protein of 709 amino acids. Gene Ontology annotation, molecular function: transmembrane transporter activity. Gene Ontology annotation, cellular component: membrane. The transcript has 6 exons. Gene Ontology annotation, biological process: transmembrane transport. The record is from RefSeq and is a predicted model, not a curated record.